AUGGCGAAGGACGAUCCGUUCGCACAUUUGAACCCUAAGACGUGCGUGGUUUUAGGUGGCAGAGGAUUCCUCGGAAAAUCGUUAGUCCUCAGGCUGUUGAAACUCGAUAACUGGAUCGUUCGAAUCGCCGAUUCCGCUCAGUCUCCCCAACUCCUUUACACCGAGUCUUUCCUCGCGCAAGCUCUCUCUUCCGCCCGCGCUUCUUACUUUCACGUCGACCUUACCGAUAUGCGCAGCAUUGUCAAAGGUCCACAAUCCUUUCUGUUACGUCACGUGUUCAUCCUGUGCAUCACACUCGAAUCUGCCUCAUUUUCUUCCAAUUUCUUUCAAUUACGGAAACUGAUAGCACCGUUGAAUGCGUUUUGUGCAGUUCUAGAAGGUUCUUCUGUUGUGUUUUAUAUGGAUAUUGCUGGCGUCGAUGUCAAUGACUUUUAUACUUCUUAUAUGCUAAUAGUUCAAGGUGCAAAGAAUGUCAUUAGUGCGUGCCGAGAAUGUAGAGUGAAACGCCUAAUAUAUAACAGUUCCGCGGAUGUUGUAUUUGAUGGUUUGCAUGAUAUUCGUGAUGGAGAUGAGUCGUUGGCCUAUCCGUGGAAAACUGAAGACAUGUUAAGUGACCUUAAGGCUCAAGCGGAAGCUUUGAUCCUGAGUGUCAAUGACAUUGAUGGCCUAUUGACAUGUUCUCUUCGUCCUAGUAAUGUUUUUGGACCUGGGGACACAGAAUCUGUACCAUACUUUCUCAAGUUAGCAAGAUAUGGUUUUGCAAAGUUUAUUAUAGGGACUGGUGAUAAUCUUUCAGACUUCACCUUUUCUGAAAAUGUUACUCAUGCCCAUAUCUGUGCAGAAGAAGCCUUAAAUUUCCAAACAGUUUCUGUGGCAGGAAAGGCAUUUUUCAUCACAAAUGAUGAGCCUAUACAUUUCUGGGAAUUUCUCUCACUUUUGUUAGAAGGUCUGGGAUAUGAAAGCUCUUCCGUUGGUAUAUUUGCUCUGUUGAAAAUUCCUUGCUUGAGUUGCAGGCCGUACAUCAAACUUCCUGCUAAGUUGGCUCAAUAUAUUCUAUCAGUUUUAAAGUGGUCGCAUGAAAAGUUGGGACCCAGAUACUUCAGUUAUCCUUUAUUACUUCAUUUUUUUCAUUUAGCUUUGUACACCCAAACUUUCAACUGCAUGGCAGCUCACAAACAUAUUGGAUAUUCACCAAUAGUCUCCCUUGAGGAAGGAAUCACAUUAACCAUUGAAUCGUUCUCUCAUUUAUCCAAAGACUCGUGUUUAUCAAGAUCCUGCAGUUCCACUGUACGGUCAAAAGCGGAUAAGCUGCUGGGUGGAGGGAAAGUGGCUGGCAUUUUGUUGUGGAGAGACGAGAAGAAAUCAUUUACAUGUUUCAUUGUGCUGGUUUUGUUGUUUUACUGGUUUUUCCUUUCUGGAAGAACUUUUAUAUCAUCUGCUGCAAAACUUUUGCUGCUUGCCAAGUUACUUUUUUAUGGACACGGUUUUCUGCCAUCAAAGUUUUUUGGUUUCAAUAUACAAAGGAUACCCGUGUCUUAUUUCGAGAUCUCUGAUGCGGUAGUGAAAGAUUCAGUUACAACUAUAGUAUAUCUUUGGAACAAGGGUUUUCAAAUAAUAAGAAGGUUGGCCCAUGGGGACGAUUGGUCUGCAUUCUUCAAGAUUGCAGUUUUUCUUUACCUUCUGAAGAUGGUCCUGUCAAAGUUGCUGACAAAAUUGAUAGGCAUAGGUUUGGUCUUCGCAUUUAUGGCAUUUUUUGUUUACGAGCAAUUUGAAUCAGAAAUUGAUGGAGUGGUGGAUACUCUUUUCAGAAGUGUGAAAGAGCUCAUGAUACAUUUGAUGAGAAUUUCACCUGUUUUUAUAUCGAGGCUUCUGCAUUAUCAUGACAACUUGCAGCAGUACGAAGGACCAAGAAAGAUAAAAGACAUGAGAUAG
Molecule: messenger RNA, 1932 nt
Organism: Sphenostylis stenocarpa
Lineage: Eukaryota; Viridiplantae; Streptophyta; Magnoliopsida; Fabales; Fabaceae
Source: the annotation of a GenBank genome assembly